Messenger RNA from Mirounga angustirostris (Northern elephant seal), 6236 nucleotides. RefSeq names its product vesicle associated membrane protein 1 (gene VAMP1). The coding region runs from base 156 to 812 and encodes 218 amino acids. Gene Ontology annotation, biological process: SNARE complex assembly; vesicle fusion; vesicle-mediated transport. Gene Ontology annotation, molecular function: syntaxin binding; SNAP receptor activity. The record is from RefSeq and is a predicted model, not a curated record. Gene Ontology annotation, cellular component: plasma membrane; SNARE complex. The transcript has 5 exons. NCBI's taxonomy places the organism in Eukaryota, Metazoa, Chordata, Mammalia, Carnivora, Phocidae.
CGGCAGCUGCGGUAAGUUGCACCGCAGCUAGAGCUCCGGGUGGUCAGGUGGGGGCGGAGCUUGGCGGCUCCGUAGACUUCAGCCGCAGCGUUUCCCCGGCCGGGUAUCUGGCCGCAGCCUCAGGAGACAAGACGGAUCCCUCAACCGUCACAGAAAUGUCUGCUCCAGCUCAGCCACCCACUGAAGGGGCAGAAGGGACUGCCCCAGGAGGGGGUCCCCCUGGCCCUCCUCCUAAUACGACCAGUAACAGACGACUACAACAAACCCAGGCACAAGUGGAGGAAGUGGUGGACAUCAUGCGUGUGAAUGUGGACAAGGUCCUGAAGAGGGAUGAGAUACUGUCACAGCUGGAUGACCGAGCUGAUGCCUUGCAGGUGGGAGCGUCACAAUUUGAGAGCAGUGCUGCCAAGCUAAAGAGGAAGUAUUGGUGGAAAAACUGCAAGAUGAUGAUCAUGCUGGGAGCUAUCUGUGCCAUCAUCGUGGUAGUUAUUGUAACCCACAAGCAGGAAGAGGCUGAGGCCAGGCCGGGCCGGGUCUGGAUGCUUGCUUUCCAUGCAGCAGCAUUUCAUUGUGCAAAACCAUCCUUCCUCUCCCUUUGCCCUUUUCCCACAUUCCCUUCGUCCUGCCCCAGGGCAGGACUGAAGAGCUGGAAGAAAGCAGUCAGUGUACCCUCCCAACGGCCCCCCUCGAAGGUCUCCACUCUCCUUUGGGCUCCUCCUUGCCUAAUGCAGGGGGUCACCGCUGGAGAAGAACCACCACUGUCCUCGAUGUGUCCCAAGCCUGGAGCAAAUUCGCACUCUUGGCCCACCUAGCCCUGGCACAGGAAUUCUUUCCUGGGUUUCUGUCCCUCUGAGGCUCACCAGAUGUAGUUGGCUUUGUUCUUUUGGGGAUGUUUGGCCUUCUACUUUCUUUCUCACCCCACCCUGUACCCUCUUCUGUGUCUUUGCUGUCCCUCUUCCCUCCCACCACCCAUGUGCAUGAGCAAAUAUGCAACCAGACCCUGGGACUUUGCAGUCAAAUGAAGCCGAGCUUCCCACAUCCCCUCUUCCUUGGUUUGCCAUGAGGCGAUGUGGGGUUUCCACUGUGUGUCUGUCAUCACCUUUGUCUUUUUUCCUACCCCCAACCUCGUACUUGUAUAGAAUAAUAACUGUUGUACUUCCACCAAAGGCAUGUGGCAUAUUUACCAACUUCAUGUAUCCUGAACAAAGGCAAAAAAAUAUAAAUUCCUACCACUAAACUGCCUUGGUUGUUGUCUGGGUUGGAGUAACUGAGGAGGGGCGGGGGAGGGGGUUGUUUUCCUUCCACAGUGUGAUGUUGCGUGAGGCCGGAAGGCUGGCUGUGUGUGCCGGGUGGCAUUCUCGAGAUUAAAGAUCUGUGUGUUGGCAGAGGAAGUGGUCUCUACACCCUGCGUUCGUACCUGGUGGGGCCCAACUCUUCCAGGUGCUAGUGAGAGGAAGUAAUGACAGGAAGUUGGGUGGGCAUUCAGACAUCACAUCAGAAACCACUGCAGGUUUUCUCAGACACCUCCCCUCUACCCCCUUCCUAGGUCCUCAGGCUGCUCGGCCUGUCCGAGGGGGCACCCAGAUGAGGCCUCUGUGAACACAUCCUGUUCCCCAGCAGCCUCACUGCCAGUUUUCUUCUGCUGAGUUCCACUGUCCUGACCAGACACAUUUUAGAAAUGGAUGAAAGGAGAAAUCUCUCCAAGGGAGUGAGGCGCUUGUAGGUAUCCUGAAACACCCAGUAGCUGUCCAAAAUUACCUUAACUGCAGCUCAGGGUACACAGGGCAACUGACAUGGCGCCCCAGGGCUGCCUCUGAGGGCCUUCGUUUUACACCCUGAACACUCUGCAAGUUGGUGCAGCUGGCUUGGGGACAGGGCUCAGUUGCGUCCAGUGUGGGGAAAGACAAGAAAGUGGAAAAGCUUUGUUUCUGAGGACACAGGGGGCUUUUAUUUGGACAGAGUUCAAAUGCUUGUGUUACGGCCCAACCCCCACCCCUUUGUCCCACUGCCCCCCACUUGCUCCUUUUUUUAAAAAAAGAUUUAUUUAUUUUAGAGAGAGAACGAGAGCAUGAGUGUGGGGGAGAGGCGCAGAGGGAGAGAAUCUUCAAGCAGACCCCCCACUGAGUGUGGAGCCCACUGUGGGGCUCCAUCUCACAAACCAUGAGAACAUGACUUGCCCACUUGCUCGUUUCUUAAUAUCUUCCCAUUUUCUUUUCCUACCGCAGGCUCAUUUUUAACCUUCACCCAGACACUCUGCUUUCCUACCACUCUCUCACCUCUUCAUGUUUUCUCCCUUGGUGUUCAGCCCGGGGACACAAUGAAGGAAGGCAGAGAUCCACACAGAGCCAGAGUCCCCAGGAUCUGUGCCUUCAUGCCUUUCUUGGGGCCUUUUUGAGCUCUGAGACUUGGCUGGAGUCCUUCUGGGAGAAUGUGACUACUCUUGCCUUUUGCUCAGAGGUAGGAAAGCGGUUACCCAGAGGGCCUCAGAGUCUUGGCAGAUCUUGGUGAGGUAGCUAGGAGAAAACAAGAGGGAAGGAGGUUGGUUUCAGUUGAGGUAACCCCAAAAGCAGGGGGCUGUAGUAUGGGGACUGGCUGGAACUCAGGACACGGGCUUCAUCCCUGGUCUGGGUGGGGAGGUGGCUAGAUCUGGCUGAUUCUACAAGUAAGGAGGGGCAGGGGCAGGGCUGAGGGCAAGCAGGUGCUUACCUUGCCGUCUCUGAAACCCCAGGAACAACAGGGCAAGAAGGAAGAGGCUGCUGGCAAGAAGGACUCCAAAGGCUGUUUUCUGCUCUGUAGGUUGAGAGCAGCAUGGUCAGGAAUCAGUAGGUUGGAAUAAUUUCUAAGCCCACACCCACCCCAGCAAGAGGGAAAAAGCGGGGUGGCGGGGGGAGAGGAAGAGAGAGAGAGAGAGCGUGUGCACGAAUGCGUCCCCAUCCCUGGUUAAGGAGCGUUCUGGUUUCACCCAGGAACUGGGCACACUGUAGUAUUUGUACUUGUUGAAGGUUGUUGGCUAUCUGUGUGCUCCUCCACACGGAAUUUCCUAUCCCUUCCCACCUUGGGACAUUUAGAGAGAUUUAGGUUAGAUGAGUUGUUCACAGGUGAACUGAAAUUUUGCGACUAGCUGGGGAAUGAUGUAAGCUGAGACAAAACCCCACUUCUUUUUUUUUUUUAAAGAUUUUAAAAAUUUGAGAGAGAGAGAGCAUGAGAGGGGAGAGGGUCAGAGGGAAAAGCAGACUCCCCGCCGAGAAGGGAGCCCCAUGCAGGACUCGAUCCCGGGUCUCCAGGAUCAUGACCCGAGCCGAAGGCAGUUGCUCAACCACUGAGCCACCCAGGCGCCUCCAAAACCCCAGUUCUGGGGAAGCUUGCAGUCUGGCGAGCCACCAAAGAAUGCCCAAUGCUCCUGGACGUUUGCAUUUCUUCUUUAAAACCUUUCAAUGACACUCUGUGACUUUAGGAUGACAUUCCAGCUCGAAGGCCCAUUGUGAUCUGCCCACUAAUAGCAGUUGAGGGUUUAAGGCUGUAGGGCAGUCAGGCUGCCCAUUUUUCAUAUUUUACCAUUUACUAGGUGGGUGACCUUGGGCAAAUUACCUAACAUCCAUAUGUGCUAGUUUGCUCAUCAAUAAAAUGGGAGUCAUGAUAAUACAUGUGAUCAUACAGCUAAGUGCUUAGCAUAGUGCUUGCUUCAUGUAAAUGCUCAAUAAAUGUAAUUACUUUCAAGCUUCAGGCCACUUCUCCCUUUUUCCACACACCCCUGGCUCUAGCUGUGCAGUUCCCCAAAUUCUCCUGAGACUGUUUUAUAAUUUGGCCUUCACGUGUGCCGUUCUUUCCAUCUUGGCUGUUCCCCUCCCCCCUGAGCUAGCUCACUUGGCUGGUUUGUCUCCUGCAGGCUGUCUUCCCUGUCUAGUCCGUCCCUCCAAGCUGACUAAGCUGCUUGAGGGCAGGAACAAUUCACCCUUGAUCUCCAGCUCUCAGUAUAUAGCCUGGUGCCCUGGAACCUGGGGUAUAGCGGAAUCUUGGGAUGUGGAGGCAGCUAUGGAGGCUGCCGCCUCGGGAACCAAGAAGCGGAGGCUCAGCGAAGUGCUGUGGGAAGCAGAACAAGGCCAGAGACGAGCUGGGGGCAGGAGAGCCACGAGCCCAAGUAGGGAGGUGGGGCAAGGAGGGCACUCCUAGUACCUGGUGGGGAGACCUGGGUGCUGGCCCUGAGGGGCUGCUCUAGGGAGCUGUGGGUGACCUGGCAGGUGUAAGUGGCGCCUGCAGGGCCAGGUUCUACCGUCAGGAAGGAGGAGAUGCUGUAGGUGCCUGCUGGGCUUUGCCGGAGGCUGGAGAAGGAGGCACCAGAGACUGGGACUGGGGCUCCGCCUGGCUCCUCUCGGGUCCACGUCACAGCCAUGUCCAGAGGGUAAUAGCCAGCGAUGUUGCAGAUGAGGGUGGCUGGCGGAGUUUUGUUCUCCAAGCUCAGUUGUACUUUGGGGGAAGCUGGAAGAAAGAAUGAGGAAUAAGAUUCCAGAGGGCUCCAACCUGACAGCAGAGUUGCCCAAAGCCUUCUUUCUCUCCCUGCUGGCAGUCAGAGUAGGUUGUGGAAGCUGAAGUCAAUUAACCCCUGAGUGGAGUGCCCAAGGCGGGUGUAAGGGGUCCACCCUGGAUGCAGGCCAGAAGGGGGCACAUCUUCCACAGGUAGUUGAAAAGUGAUAGUAAAACCAAGUAAAGUUUGGCUUCUUAUCAUCAUGAUAAGCCGCUGAUUUUCAGGGACAUCAGUGAUGAAAUACUCCUGCCAGUCGGAUGGCUCCCACGGCCCCCACUUGGUUUGCUGCUGCCCCUCCUCAGGAUGUGGCCCAGAGGACUGGGCUACUUGGGAGACAGCCAGCUGGGACAGGGCAGCAGGACCCGGGGCUGGGACACCGCCUGGUGGAAUUAUCCUAGAGUCUGACAGGGGGCAGUCUGUGCCCCUAGGAUGUAGAUGGCAGUUAGUUCGUGGCAAUGCAGUCUGCCUCUCGAGAAAUUGCCCCUGUGUUGGAUUCUGUCCUGGAAAAUGCUCGCAUAGGCAUAUCCCUUCCCCUCUCCCUGGAGAACCGAGUAUGGCCUAACCUUGGACGUGGAGCUGGAUGAUUUGUUGAGCUUGGUACAGAGAGGUGGUGAUCUGGCAAAUGUAGGUCCCCUCGUCCUUCAGAGUGAGGCUAGGCAGGGUGAGGGAGGCAUCCCCGGCCACGAGUAGCUGCUCAGGCUCCAGGGUGGCGCCCUCCCGCUUGGCCUGCCGCUGCGCCCUGGUCCAGCUGUGCACCAGCUCGCCGUUGCCCUUAUGACGCAGCCGCCACUCCACACCGGUCAGCUCCAAGCCCGGUGCCAUGGAGAAGCCGCAGUGCAGGGAGGCUGACGACCCCAGCAGGAAGUUCAGGGACGGGGUCUGUGUUGUCACUUGGAGCUCCACUGUAGUGAGAAGAAGAAGGGUGAUUGUGGGCUACUUCCUCCUUGAGUCCACCUGAUCUCUAGCUAUGGGCAUGUUGUGGGCAUCCACCUGCCCCUGCCUCCUCCUCUGGACAAUGAGACCAGUUGAGCUCAUCUCCCACUAGAUGGAACCACAAAGAAAUGGUGCUCUGGAAAGGCAGCCUGGCACACAUGGUAGUCCUAACUAUUUUGGAGUCACUUACCCCUGGACAAUCUGAUAAAAGCUAUGGACUUCUCACCAGAAAAGUACAUAUGCAAAAUUAUGGGUUAAUGUUGACCUUCAGGUCAGACCACUGGAAUAGCAGAAAAAGCUUUGGAUCCCUGUUUCUUCCACUUACUAGCUCUGUGACCUUGGGCAAGUCACUAAGGGUUGCCAGGGUCAUCUGUUUAAGGAAAGGCUGCUGUGAGACUACAUAGGAGUAAGAGUUUUAAAAAGCACACAGUGGUAGUAUUUGUGCCAAACGUGCUGAACCUGAAUCUAAUGAGGAACAAUCAGACACAUCCAAAUGGUGGGAUGCUCUUCGAAACAGUGGGCCUGGACUCUCCAAAUGUCAGUGCGAGGAAAAGAAUGUUCUGGACUUAAGGAAGCUAAAAGCUUGGGGCACCUGGGUGGCUUGGUUGGUUGAGCAUCUGCCUUUGGCUCAGGUCAUGAUCCUGGGGUCCUGGGAUCAGGCUCUGUGUUGGGCUCCCUGCUGAUCAGGGAGCCUGCUUCUCCCUCUCCUGCUCCCCCUGCUUGUGCUCUCUCUCUGUCAGGUGAAUAAAUAAAAUCUUAAAAAAAAAAAAAAAAAAAAAAA